Nymphaea colorata (pocket water lily) is the source of this 2591-nucleotide messenger RNA. RefSeq lists its product as uncharacterized. Gene Ontology annotation, biological process: dolichol-linked oligosaccharide biosynthetic process; glycolipid translocation. The record is from RefSeq and is a predicted model, not a curated record. Lineage: Eukaryota; Viridiplantae; Streptophyta; Magnoliopsida; Nymphaeales; Nymphaeaceae. The transcript is spliced from 14 exons. Gene Ontology annotation, cellular component: endoplasmic reticulum membrane. Bases 308 to 1915 code for a protein of 535 amino acids.
GUUGAAAUUGAGCAACGCUUUCACUUUCUAUUGUUUGUUGAGUCCUCAAAAAUGCGUCCCUGGGGUGGAAGUUGGAACCAUUUGUUCCCGAAAAUUCUCGCCCUCCACAAUCAUUGCUAUACAUGAUUUCCCCGCAUUCAAACGCGCCCUCCCAAUAAAGCAACAGAGGAACGGAGUCCCUCGCUCUCAGUCUAAUCUCUUUCUUUCUCUCUUGUCUCGCGCGCGCGCGCGAAUCCUGUGGAGUCGUACAAGAAGGAGUCGUCGUCGAAGGAUUCGCCCUCCCGAUCCUGCAAGAAUCGGUCUGAAAAUGGCGGACGGAGGUGCCGCCGGCGGUCGGAGGACCUUCAGCCUCACCCACACCUUCUUCUAUCUUAUUGCGUCGCAGGUUCUGUCGAGGCUUCUUUCUUUUUUCUUGAAUUUGUUGAUUGCUCGCCGGCUUACGCAGGAGGACUACGCGCUUUAUGCCAUCCAAUUUCAUCUCUUGGUGACUUCCAUUCUCUUUCUCACGCGUGAGGGUUUUCGACGGGCGUGCAUGCGGACGGACCUUUUGCAUGGUGCAGAUGUGGCUGAAAAUUGUACCAAAAUAUUGGAAAUAGCAUGGUUGACUGUUCCUAUUGGAGUUGUUUUUACAAUUGGAGCUUGUGGUUCCGUCUUCUGGUGGCAAGCACUUAACUUUUCAGACCAAUAUGCACGUGAUAUCUUGCUUCAUGGUUUUGCGUGCAUUCUGGAGAUAGUAUCAGAACCCUUCUACAUACUUUCCCAAAACCUAUUGCUGUUUGGUUUAAGGCUGAAGGUUGAAACAGUGGCAACUUUUUCUCGUUGUUGCAUGACCUACUUUCUCAUUGUCUGUGAAGCUAAAAUGGGAAAGGGACAAAUAUUUGCCAUAUCACAAGCUGCUUAUGGAGCUUGCUUGCUGGUAGGCUAUUCGGGGUACUUCCUCUUCUCUCAAGCAGUUGGAAGACCAAAUCUCAUUAGUGGGAUUGUUCUUUUUCCUGCAAGAUUGUGUGAUUGGAAGAAGUAUGACAAGAAGCUUUUGCAUAUGUGUGUUUUGUUUUCCUUCCAAUCAUUGCAGAAGUUGGUCCUGCAAGAAGGAGAGAAACUUGUUCUUGUUUUGUUCGAUACACCAUAUAAUCAGGGUGUCUAUGGCCUCGUAGAAAAACUAGGCAGCUUAGUGGUGAGAUCCGUACUUCAGCCUUUUGAAGAAAGCUUAUUUACUGUAUUUGCAAAGAUUGCAUCAGGAGAAAACUCUUCAAAGAACAUUAGCUUGGAGAAUCUUAUUGUCCUGGCCUUGAAACUUGUCAUUUUAAUUGGACUUGUCGUUGUUGCCUUUGGACCGAGCUAUGCUUAUGUUCUCAUCAGGCUACUAUAUGGGCGAAAGUGGAGUGAUGGAGAAGCUUCGGUUGCCCUUGGUUACUAUUGCUUUUAUGUUCUUGUUCUAGCGGUGAAUGGAACAUCGGAAGCAUUUCUUCAUGCUGUGGGAUCCAAGCGUCAACUGGUGUGGUCAAAUAUGUCUUUGUUUCUAUUUUCUGCCAUUUAUAUAACCUUAAAUGUUUUAUUAGUUCGAUAUGCUGGAGCAGUUGGGCUGAUUGCUGCUAAUUCAUGUAAUAUGAUGUUGAGGAUCACUUACUCGGCAGUUUUUAUGAAGCAAUUUUUUAAGCGCUCUGCCUCUUUCUCUUUGCACCGAUGCUUGCCCUCUGCUGGAGUUUGCUUGGUACUCCUUAUGUCAGGCAUCAUCACACGUGUGUCUGAGAAGAUUCUGCUAGAUGCUGAUCACUUCGUACCAACCAUGCUUACCCAUCUUCUUGUUGGUGUAGGAUGUUUCUGCAUAUCUGCCUUUCUCAUAUAUCGAUGUGAGAGGGAUUUCAUCAAGAAACUUCUUGAGCUGCAUCAGAUGAAAACUGGACAUACCGACUGAAGCAAACGAGUGCAAACUAUUAAUGCAGGAACUUCCCCAUCCUCCUUUUACUGGGAAGCUGAAGUGCAGACUGUUACGGUGAGGACUCCUUCCCCCUUCUCUCCCACCCCAAAGGCACUGCUUUGCUUCUUUCCACAUGCUGCAUUAUUUGUUGAGGGGCGAUGGCUAAUUCGCUUUAUGCAGAUCUAAAUUGCCGUUGUUCUCAUAGCAGUGCACUGAUACCAUCAUUGGAGCACCAAAAAAUUCUCACACAAUUCUUUCCUCUAGUUUGUUGGUGAAAUUCCAUUUGAUAAUUAAUUUUAAAUGUUCAGCUCUGGUCUAGUCAGUAAUAGUGAAGGCCCAGUUUUAUGGAAGGAUGUAAUCUUUUCUUGGUUUUGCUUUGUCGGGGGUUUGGGGGAGGAGGGGAAAGGAGACUAUGCUCUCUUUCUCUCUCUCACAGCCACACACACGGAUGCCAGUGCACAUGCAUGUGUGUGUUUGUGCAAAGUCAUAACCCACGCCCAUUAACUUAAAAGGGUUCAGCUAGCAUAAUUACCAAAGAACUGUAUCUUCAUUUUCUUUUGUGCUACUACUGUUAGAACUAGGUGCUUUUUUGGGGGAAACAUAUGUCAUCUUAUGUAUUUCUAGAUGAAAGGGGUAAAACUGUUGUUUUAUACUAGAUUCAUAUUUUUAUUGA